Molecule: messenger RNA, 444 nt
Organism: Diaporthe amygdali
Lineage: Eukaryota; Fungi; Ascomycota; Sordariomycetes; Diaporthales; Diaporthaceae
Exons: 1
Coding region: 1-444 (147 amino acids)
Source: RefSeq, a predicted model, not a curated record
AUGUCUUCCGACUGGACACACUCUUACUGCCUCACCUGCGACAAGCAGACAGACAGCACAACGUACUGCUCUGAGUCUUGCAGGUUGGCAGAAUACGAGCAGUCAUCGAACCCCAGCACCGGGCCAAGUUCCCCUGCCUUCAGCGGUCCCAGCUACCCGUGGGCAUACUCAAAACCAGCGACGGCUGUGAACAAGCUCUAUCUGACACCAGCUUGUGACUUCAGUCACCAAGCGGCCCAGUCCUCACAGCGUCGUGGCUCACUAGCCUUACCGCAGCGGGUCCUGUCACCGUCGAGCUCACACGCCAGCCUGUGUUCGAUGAAGAGCAACUCCUCUGCCAGCACCGAAGCCGCCAUGCAACUAUCAGACGCGGCCAGGAAAGAGCUGCUCGCCUACGCGAGCUCUUUCGAGAAUGCACGAUCAUCACGGAGGCAGUCGCACUAA